CAGCAAAAACCUAUCCUCAGCUUUUACACCACCCCCACUUGCCAGCCAACCAACUCACCCACCAACAGACCCGUGAUCGAAUAGCGAGCACCACCGUCAAGCAUCUCGAUUCAAAGGGAUAGUAGAACCCCCGGAAAAAGCAAAACAAUCACCAUCUCCACCUUCCCGCAAUGUCGUCUUCCUCUUCCUCCGCGCCACUUCUCUAGUAAGCUCCCCCCAGCUAGCUAACGACAACUCGCUCACCUUAUAGCGCAUGCGUCGCCCACGGUACCACCAUCCUCUCCGAAUACUCUCUCAGCGGAACCGCAUCCGCGAACGCUUCAUCCCUCGCCUCCCUCAUCCUCCCCAAGAUCUCACAUACGAGCGCACAGAAGCUCACCUACACCCACGGCCAGCACAACAUCCACUAUAUCGCGAAUGCCUCCUCGCAGUCCAUCCCGUCAGGUCUGACCUUCUUGGUCAUCUCCACCGCGCUGGUGGGGCGUAAACUACCGUUCGGUUACCUCCUCGAGAUCCAACGCCUCUUCACGAGCAAGUACCCCGCCAGCACCAUUGCCGACGCCCCGCCCUACGGAUGUGCCGAGUUCAAUUCCACGCUCGCCGCUACCAUGCGCCAGUUCGAGGCCGGCGGCGAGAACGAGGACGUCGUCGCCAAGGCUCAGAGGGAAAUCGAGAGCGCGCGUGGCAUCAUGACCGAGAAUAUCGAGAGGGUGCUGGAGAGGGGUGAGAGAAUUGAUCUGCUCGUCGACAAGACCGCUGGACUGCAGAGUGGGGCGAUGGAAUUCAGGGUCCGGAGUCGCGGGCUCAGGAGGAGAAUGUGGUGGAAGAACACCAAGGUUUGUCAUUAUCACGUCAUGAGAUGGGGGAUGGAGCGCUAACGGGGGACCAGUUGAUGAUAUUGCUGGUGUUUGUAGUUAUCUUCUUGGUUUACUUGUUUGUUGGGAUGGGAUGUGGGCUUCCGGGUUUGUCUUAUUCAUCUUGCUGCUGGGGUUGGUAAACUGCGCUAAUAUAUACUCUAGGCUGGUCCCGCUGCGUCGGUUAAACUGUCCGGGAAACUCUCAAUGUGGCUUCUAUUUCAAAUUUCAUUUCUUUUACUGGGGCUCUUGGGAUUUCACUUUGCUUUUCCUAUUCUCUUUUUCUUGCUUCCUGUUCUCUUGUUCUCUACUUAUUCUUAUACAACUCAUGUGUUACUACUCAACUGUACCAGGAUCAACCAGGAAGGGAAAAACGGAUGCCGGCUGGGACUAGACGGACAGACAGGUCUUUGGCUUUCACUUGUUUUUUUUUUUUUUUUUUGUCUUUCCUUUUUUUUGUCGUCCCCACUUGACUUGGAUUCAUCUCCUACUUGUUUUGCUCUAUUUUUAUUCGGUAAACCGGCGAAUAGCAAGGGUUUCAUCUCUUCUUGUAAAUUCCUUUGCACAAAAUCUCUCGAUUCCGUGC
Tuber aestivum (summer truffle) is the source of this 1440-nucleotide messenger RNA. The record is from the annotation of a GenBank genome assembly. Lineage: Eukaryota; Fungi; Ascomycota; Pezizomycetes; Pezizales; Tuberaceae.